GCGGAAUCGGCGCGGCUGCGCCAGGGUCGCGGCGCGGAGCUGUAGCGACGAGGCUCGAGACGCUGCUGCCGCGCUUCUGUCCUACGGAGCUUGAAGCUGGGCGCACUGGGGACCAUGCAGAAGGCUGGGGCCCGGGGCCGGAGGGCCUCUGACUGUGGCCCUGCCCCUCACCGGCCCAGGUGCAUCACCAAAUUUGCCCAGCAGUAUGUGGGUUCUUUCCCCGUGGAUGACCUGGACACCCAGGAGAGCGUGUGGCUGGUGCAGCAGCAGCUGUGGGCACUGAAGGACUGUCCCCGACGCCGGGCCGUCAUCCUGAAAUUCAGCCUUCAGGGCCUCAAGAUCUACAGCGGGGAGGGUGAGGUGCUCCUGAUGGCUCACGCCCUGAGGCGCAUACUCUACUCCACCUGGUGCCCAGCUGACUGCCAGUUUGCCUUCAUGGCCCGGAACCCCCGGAGCCCAGCCAGCAAGCUCUUCUGCCACCUCUUCGUGGGCAGCCAACCUGGAGAGGUCCAGAUCCUGCACCUGCUACUCUGCCGCUCCUUCCAGCUUGCUUACCUCUUACAGCACCCUGAUGAGCGGGCACAACCUGAGUCGUGCCUCGGUCCUACAGGGGAUGUGCCCCUGAAGCCACUGUCCAGCCCAGGGGGCCCCCCUGGCCUAGUACGGGAGCCCUUCAGCCGUGAUCAGCUCUCACAGAACGUUCACGCACUGGUCUCCUUCCGGCGACUGCCGGCGGAGGGGCCUCUGGGCAGUGGGGAGCUGCCAGAGUUGGCAGGCCGUGGGGGCGCCCGCCAUGCCCGCCUGGGGAAUCCCUACUGCUCGCCCACGCUGGUGCGCAAGAAGGCCAUUCGCAGCAAGGUGAUCCGCUCUGGGGCUUACCGCGGCUGCACCUACGAGGCCCAGCUGCAGCUGUCUGCUCGGGAGGCCUUUCCCGCAGAGUGGGAGGCAUGGCCCCAGGGUACUGGUGGCCCCUGGUGCCUGGUGGAGAGCGAGGGCAGCCUGACAGAGAACAUCUGGGCCUUUGCUGGCAUCUCCAGGGGCGUACCCUGGGUCAGGCUCUGCGUCUCCGUAAUGCCAGGGGGGCAGCCUGAGGCUGGGUCCAGAAUAGGGGGCCUGCCCUCAGCGCCCCCUGCCCUCCCAGACCCAGUGCCCUCACUCUGCUGCGGACAGACGUGCUUGGGGCCUUCCUGCUGUGGCCUGAGCCGGGCGCCCCUGGCCAGUGGUGCCUGUCUGUGCGGACGCAGUGCGGCGUGGUCCCCCACCACGUCUUCCGCAACCACCUGGGCCGCUACUGCGUGGAGCACCUGCCGGCUGAGUUCCCCAGCCUGGAGGCCCUGGUGGAGCACCACGCUGGGACGGAGCGCAGCCUAUUCUGCUCCCUCGACAUGGGCCGCCGGAACCCCGGCUAUGAGGAGCAGGACAGCGGGCCGGAGGGCAGGCCCCCCCGGACACUCCGGCCCCUUGGCCAUGCCGAGUCCGAAGCUGAGCCUCAGGGCCUGGGCUAGCAGGCUGGGUCCCAUGCCCACGGCCCCUCCGCACCCUGGCUCGGGGGCCUCUGCAGGCCUCUCUGCCCUUCUUCCACCCCUCUGGUCACCAGUUCCAUCCACUGCCCCUUGGACCAGUCUUCCAUCACUUCACUGCCGGGGGGGCGGGGGGAGCUCUGAGAUUGGGGGUGGCCAGUGGCUUCUCACGGGGCAUGUGGCCCACAUCGCAGGAGGGGCAGGUGGAGCUCCAGGCUUCCAUUCACUUGCUGGGCGACUGGAUGCUUAUCGUCUCUGGGCCUCACUUUACUUAGGAGAGGAGCUUCCUGAGGUGGCCAGGAAGGUUUGUUCGUGCUGGAAGUGUAGCCCUCUCCUAGGGAGUCUGCAGAGUGCCUGACUGAGGCCGCCAAGCAUGUGAGGGAGGCGAAGACUGGGGCUGAGACACCUUCUCCAUGAGGGAAAGUGAGGACACAGUGGAAUUUGUGGGCAUGGCGACGGGUCGAGCCACCUCCAAGCGGACAGAACACAGACUGUUUCUCACGUCAUCUGAGGUGAAAGGAGUUGAGUUCUGAGGAGGGGGCGGUUAGGAGGGUGCAGAAGGGGUAGAACGGAUGAAGCCGGGACACCCAAAGCCCAUGGCAGGUGUACACAACGUGUGUACAGAGAGCACCAGCAGACAGGGCUGAGAAGGCUGGUUCAUCUCCACUCAGAACCACAGGGUUGUGAUGCCUGCUUUCCUGGAAGGGAUGCCCCUGUCCCAUCCCCACUCCCACACCCCUGACAGCCACCAAGACACACACACACAUGCUCAUUUCCCUUGUCCAUUUGGGAGAAGACGCUGUAUGAUUCCGGCAUUUCGCUUAGUGUGGCACCGACCAUACCUAUAAGGGGCCACCUCACUGAGCCUGCUUCAGUCAGUGAAGUGAGGGGCCUUGGCCUUAGCGGGGAGUGGGGUCCAGGGAAAUGAUUCAGGUCUAAGGCCGUGGCCCUGCUGUGACUGACAGACUCCUUUAUAAGUAAACUUGGUAGACGGACAUGAAUCUACCGAAUUAAGUUAGGGAGCAAGUCCACUUGGGAUGAACCUGUAUUCCUGAGGUGGAGGCCUAGUUGUGAGUCGGGGGGCUGCCCUGUCCAUCUGAGAAUGGGGUGUGACCGUUCAGUGCCUUGAAAGUGAGAUUUCUAACCCCUGGAAAUAGGUUAGAAGGGAGACACCCUAAUAGGUGAGGGAGACGGGGGACCCUAGGCAGGCCAGGCCUGGUGUUUCCAGCUUACAACCCCCAGCCCAGGAAAGGGUCUUGGCUGGGGAACUUGUCAGUUUUAUCACAAGGGAUAGGAGGAGGCUUCCUUUGGGGGCUCUUUCCACUAGAACUGCAGCAACGGUUUUUAUACUGAAUGUGAGUGGAAACCCAGGACUCAUCUUAUGGCCAUUUCUGCACUGAGCAAAGCUGGGUCCUGGGCAAAGCCCUGGUCUCUAGUAGGAGGCCACAGCCUCACAUUUUCCUGGCAAGAAGAGGCGUUUGGUGGUGAUAAGCUGUCCAGGAUUACAGCACUGGAGAUGCAUAUUGAAGAAGACCUGGUGACUGGUCCAGACUUAGACCAAAGCUUACCUCUAUGAGGGAAGGGUUUUGUGGGGCAAAUUAUCCAUGUGGACAAGGUAUCGGGAAUGUUCCCAAAACACUUUAACAUUCCUCCACACAGCGUUCAUCAUGUGCCACAAAUAGGGCAAGGUUUUUGACCUACGUGUGCAGAUGCCUCGGUGUCUUAAUUAUAGACGACAGUUUUCUCUUUGUUCCAACUAGCACCACCUGGGUAGCCCAGCUCUUCUUACUGUGUGGAUUUGAAACGAAUAAAAUGCAUUUCUUCAGA
Manis pentadactyla (Chinese pangolin) is the source of this 3347-nucleotide messenger RNA. RefSeq names its product SH2 domain containing 5 (gene SH2D5). The coding region runs from base 115 to 1878 and encodes 587 amino acids. The transcript has 10 exons. Lineage: Eukaryota; Metazoa; Chordata; Mammalia; Pholidota; Manidae. The record is from RefSeq and is a predicted model, not a curated record. Gene Ontology annotation, cellular component: postsynaptic density.